AUGUCCGAACUAGAUCCCAACCUCUACACGGUGGCGUGGAUCGCUCCUCUCGAGAUCGAAGCUCAAGCAGCCUUACACAUGUUGGAUACGCGACAUGACGGCAAAUUCCCCGUCAAUCGCGGAGACGACUACGUGUUCCACGCUGGUAUUAUGUGCAACCACUAUACAGUCAUCGCGACCCUUCCCGCAGGCCAGGAGUACGGUACCGGCUCCGCAGCCGCUCUCGCCAGUCAGGUCAAGACAUGCUUCCCUAAUCUGUGGUUUGGACUUCUCGUCGGCGUCGCAGCUGGCCUGCCUAACCUCACUACAACUCCGCCGCGCGAUAUCCGCCUAGGUGACGUUCUAGUGGCGCUCCCCGAAGGCGACACUCCCGGACUUGUCGCAUACGACUUAGGCAAAGAGACGGCGAAAGACGGCUUCCAGCUGCUUCAUUCGGGACAUGUUCUAAAUAUCACUGAAACUAUUGUCAGAGCUGCGAUUGGUUAUAUCAAAACAACCGCGCCCACGGAAGAAGGCAAUCUUUUUCUCUCGCACUACGAACGUAUAAGAGACAAAAGGCACACAACCGGCACUUUUGCCGACCCCGGCCAGGACCAUGACAGACUAUAUGAGACGGAUGAGACGGGGGAAAAGGAAGUCGAGCGUGAGCCACGGCCCGAUGUGGAGCGCACGCGAGUGUGGUACGGCCCGAUAGGCUCCGGGGAAAAGCUGAUGAAGAAUCGUCAGAAGAGGAACGAGCUGAGGGACAGGUUUAACGUCAUUGGACUGGAGAUGGAGGCAGCUGGUACUAUGAACCGCAUUGCUGUAGGUGUGAUCCGAGGCGUUUGUGACUAUGGAGAUGAGCGGAAGAACAAGCAAUGGCAGCCCUAUGCUGCUGCAAUGGCGGCCGCGUAUGCAAAGAGCGUGUUGUCGACGAUUCAUCAUCGGCCUGCUCCCGGAAGACAAGGAGAACUGGUCUUGGCACAUUCUAGGACUGACGAUGAAUCCCGCGAGAGUAAGUGA
Molecule: messenger RNA, 1002 nt
Organism: Ilyonectria robusta
Lineage: Eukaryota; Fungi; Ascomycota; Sordariomycetes; Hypocreales; Nectriaceae
Product: Pfs, NACHT and WD domain protein
Exons: 1
Coding region: 1-1002 (333 amino acids)
Biological process (GO): nucleoside metabolic process
Molecular function (GO): catalytic activity
Source: RefSeq, a predicted model, not a curated record